Eucalyptus grandis is the source of this 1231-nucleotide messenger RNA. Its product is annotated as E3 ubiquitin-protein ligase RNF4. The record is from RefSeq and is a predicted model, not a curated record. Lineage: Eukaryota; Viridiplantae; Streptophyta; Magnoliopsida; Myrtales; Myrtaceae. Gene Ontology annotation, molecular function: metal ion binding. Bases 232 to 876 code for a protein of 214 amino acids. The transcript has 6 exons.
CCCUCCUCUCCCGUCUCUCUUCCCUUGACGCUCAUUUUUGUUGUCUCUCUCUCUCUCUCUCGUUCUCUCUCUAUCUCUUUCUCUCUCUCGAUCACCCUCUCUAAUCGUCUGUAAAUUGUCGAUUCGGUCAUCUUCUCCGUCCCGAGCUCUGAAAGUCUCGUCCUUUUUUCCCGAUUCGGGUUCUCAAGAUAUUUUUUCUUGGAUUUUGAGAGCUGGAAUUGGGAAAUUAGCAUGAGCACUCAGAUGACCAAAACUCCUCUAAGAGGAUAUCGGCGUCGAAAAACAACACUGAAUUUAGACCUUAACAAUGAGCCGCCAGUUGAAAACCGGGAUCAGGAAGGUACUUCAACUCAAGUUGUGUCUCAGCUAGUGGAGGAUAGCCACCAGGGGCAACAACCCGUGCAGCAUGCAACAAUUGAUGUUGAGGCCAUUGAUGAUGAUGUAGCCUUUUCCUCACCCAGGGCAUUUGCUGAAGCGAAAAACAAAUCCCGGAGGAAUCAGUCAAGGAACGUCAUAAUUGAAGUAGAGUCGGAUGAACAUAACACAAGGCGUGCCCACAAUAACUCUAAGCGCAGAAGAUUUCCUGCAAAUCAAGAUAGAAACUGCGGUCCCUACAUAAAUUUGGAAAGCAGUAAUAAUUAUGUGACAGAAAAUGUGGUGAGUCCACCACCGCCGCAGCCACCAAAGGAGCCAACAUUCAGUUGUCCAAUCUGCAUGGGCCCAUUAGUUGAGGAGACAUCUACAAAAUGUGGUCAUAUUUUUUGUAGAGCCUGCAUUAGGCAUGCAAUAAGUACGCAGGCUAAGUGCCCGACAUGUAGGAAGAGAGUCGUUGCGAAAGAUCUCAUCAGGGUCUUUUUACCUGCCACCACAAGUUAAAGUCGUGCUGAUGCUUUGAGAGACGAGGAAUGGCAAGAGUAAUUUUUGACAUCAGUUGAAUUAGAUUUUUCUCAGAUGGGAAAUUCUUGUACAGGUUGAUCUGAUAUACCAAUUGCUGAUGGUUAUCAUAUGAGACAUCAAUAUUAAAGCUUAUAAUGAGAUUCAUUGUCUGGGAUUAGUUUUCACUGUCAAGGGACUCUUUAGUCUCUUAAUUUAUAGUUCAAGAGACGGGAUGAACAUCAGUUCGUGUAUAUUUUCCCUUUUUUCGGCUAGAAAUUCGUGUAUGUUUUCAGAUAAGAGUAUUGUGCAACCUGACUCUCGGCAUGGAAAAUGAACAACAGAUAUUUGGCCUGUA